AUGUCAAUCACUCCUUCACGCGAUAUAUACGACUUGGCGCAAAGAAGACGCAGUCUUCUCGAUUGGCAAUUCCCUCAAUUGGCAUUGAUGCCAUUCGACGAGGUGGCAAAUUGGAUUGAACGCUCUCGACGAACACUUGGUGACGAUAUCAUGAGCAUGCAUAGGAACUUGUUUUCUCUUGAGCCUUUCGCUGCCAUGGAUGCGGCUUUGAACAAGAUGAUGAGUGAGAUGAGUGCCAUCGAGCCUCGUGAAUUCCACCCUGAAGCAGAGUUCACUGAGGUUGGUGCACUGGACUUCCUGAAAGAUGCCUACGAAGUAGGGAAAGACGGCAAGCUCCACUUCAAGGUGUACUUCAACGCGAAGAACUUCAAGCCCGAGGAGAUCACUAUUCGCACGGACAAGAAUAGGCUGAUUGUUGAGGCGCAGAAGAGUGCGUCGCAACGUGGUGCAGUGAUGUCAGAGUCUGUGGGACGCUCAAUCCCUAUUCCUCCGUCUGUUGAUCGCAAACAGCUGAGCUCCACUCUCACAUCGGAUGGUGUGUUGGUAGUUGAGGCGCCUGUUGAUGAGCCCAAUUACAAGGCAAUCAGAUUGCAACCGGAGGGCGGUUUGGCUAUUGAGCCGAGUGAAGUGGAGGAGAGGCAACUGGCAGUGAGAAACAAGGAUGGUGUGGAAAUAGUGACGGGAGAGGAUGGAUCGAAGAGAGUGCAUUUGGAGCUGGCAGUUGAUGGUCACUUUGGACCGAAGGACGUGAAAGUGUGGGCCAAGGGCAACAAGGUGUACGUGCAGGGAUCAGUGAGGAAGGAGGAGAAGACGGGCGAAUCGACUCACACUGAAUCGCGCGAGUUCUACAAGGCGUUUGUGACGCCAGGUGUGAUGGAUGGUAGCAAGGCUCAGGCGGAAAUUGGCGAUGGUCGUUUGGUUGUCGAGGUUCCCUUGUACAAGUGA
This is a messenger RNA of Rodentolepis nana, 945 nucleotides long. The record is from the annotation of a GenBank genome assembly. Lineage: Eukaryota; Metazoa; Platyhelminthes; Cestoda; Cyclophyllidea; Hymenolepididae.